Plutella xylostella (diamondback moth) is the source of this 2918-nucleotide messenger RNA. RefSeq names its product kekkon 3. Gene Ontology annotation, molecular function: protein binding. NCBI's taxonomy places the organism in Eukaryota, Metazoa, Arthropoda, Insecta, Lepidoptera, Plutellidae. The record is from RefSeq and is a predicted model, not a curated record.
UCGGGAAAACUCGGGGGCGGUCGGGCGCGCUCGGCGCGGGGACCCGUGGGCGGGAACUCAGUUCAAAUUGAGAACACGCCGCCGCGCGUCGCUUCCCAACCGCUCCCAACACGCACGUGAAACAAGUUACAGUCCGCCGUACUAACUGUGCAAUUAUUAUUGCUUGUGAGUGAAUUUAUUCAACUUCCUAAUUGGCUCAGUCCGGUGUUGGUUUUCAAAUAUUAAUAUUUUCCCGUGAAAUUGGACAGUGAAUCACAGUUUUGUCGUACCUGUAUACAGAAAGGAUUUUAGAGCUUCUAACUAGAGGGAUGAGACGAAAUGAGAUGUCACGGCCCACCACGCUGCCCGAAAUAAUGAGAAUUUGAGGGCUCAGCGAGCGCGGCGCGCGGCGGGGCAUGGGCGGGCGGCGGCGCGGGCGGCGCUAGGCAUGUGGGCGCUGCUGCUGCUGGGCGUGUGCGCGGCCGCCGGCGCCGACUGCCCGCGCCACUGCGAGUGCAAGUGGCGCAGCGGCAAGGAGUCGGCGCUGUGCGCGCGCGCCGGGCUGGCCGCCGUGCCGCCGCGCCUGCCGCCCACCACGCAGCUGCUCGACCUGUCCGAGAACCGCCUGGGCGCGCUGCGCGACGACGCCUUCGCCGGCGCCGGCCUGCUCAACCUGCAGCGCCUGUACCUGGCGGCGUGCGGCGUGCGCGCCGUGCGGCCCCGCGCCCUGCGCGCGCUCGUCAACCUGGUGGAGCUGGACCUGGCGCGCAACCGCCUCGAGGCCGUACCCUCGCCCGCCUUCGCCGAGAUACCGGAGCUCCGGGAGCUGCGCCUCGACGGAAACCCGAUUACCAAAAUCAAAGAUGAUGCGUUCGCGUCCCUGACGCACCUAGUGAGGCUGAGUCUUAGAUCGUGUAAGAUAGCGGAAAUAGAACCACGAUCUUUUAUCGGUUUAGAAGGUACGCUAGAGUAUUUAGAGCUAGAUAAAAAUAGACUGCAAGUGUUGCACGUGGGCGCGCUGGCGCCGCUGCGCGCGCUGAAGGGGCUGGAGCUGGCCAACAACCCGUGGGACUGCUCGUGCGCGCUGCGGCCCGUGCGCGACUGGAUGCUGCGGCGCAACGUGCCCGCCACCGUGGCGCCGGAGUGCGCGCGCCCGCCGCGGCUCAGCGCCACCGCCUGGGACCGCCUCGACCUCGACGACUUCGCGUGCUUGCCGGAAGUCAGUGCGGACACCAAACAUACGAUAGGAACAGAGAGUGACGAUGUGACUUUAGUGUGUAGAGUGAACGGAGUGCCCGCGCCGCGCGUGCGGUGGCUGCGCGGGGGUCGGUUGAUCGCGAACUCGACCAGUGUACAUAACAUAAAUUCGGGACGAUCGUUCUUUUUACGUAGUGAAGGUCAAACUAGUAAUUUAACAAUAAAGUCAGUGGAGCUGCAGGACGCGGGGUCGUACGUGUGCGCGGCGGAGAACCGCGCGGGCAAGGCGGAGGCGGCGCUGGCGCUGGCGGUGCAGCGGCGGCCGGCGGCGGCGGGCGGGCGCGCGCUGCUGGCCGGCGUGGCCGUGUCCGCCGUCGUAGUGCUGUCGCUGUGUCUGGUAGCGCUGUGCGCGUACGAGACGCGCAAGAAGCGGGAGUUAGAUAGGUGGAACGAACAAAUAGUGACGACGAGCCGGCGCGCCGAGAGCUACGAGAAGAUCGAGAUGAGCUUCAGCAAGGAGGCGGAGGAGGAGGCGCGGCGCGCGGGCGCGGGGGGCGAGGCGGGGGGCGGCGGGGGCAGGAAGCGCGGGGAGUACCAGGACGUGCCGUCGCAUGACUCGGAGGAGGAGGGCGAGGGGUACGGUGCGCGCGCGCUGCGGGCGCGGGGCGGGGCGCGGGGGGCGGGGGCCUGGCCCUGCGAGCCCCCGCGCGACCUCUACUCGCGCCGGCAGGAGCAGGACUUGCACAUACCACGGCUCAUGGACUAUGAUAUCAGAGCGGACGCGACGCCGGAGUCAGCCCCGGGCUCGGCGUCCAGCGGCGGCGGCGGAGGCGGCGGCGGCGAGGGGGCGGCGCGCGCGCGGGACGACAACGCACUCAACAACAACCCGCCGCGGCGCCGCGACCGCCUCGACAACGACCUCUCCGGCAGCGACAGCGAGAAGAACUACCCCGACCUCAUCGAGAUGAGCGCGCUCGGCACCUCCUACCUGAGGAACGAGAAGAAACGAGAUCCAUACUUCUACACCAUCCCCCGCAGAAAAGACACCGACAGUCGGAGCCCUCUACUGGGCAGCCGACGGAACAGCUCCGGCGGGGACUCGUUCUCGUCGUUCGAGCGGCCGUACGACCCGCGGCAGAAGCCGGGCGGGCGCCGCUCCAACAGCUUCCUGGACCUGGCGACGGGGAACAGCCGCGGCCGCCGCAAUCCGAGCCUGCCCGCGUCGCCGGCGCGCGAGCGGCCGCCCGUGCCCUCCGCCACGCCGCUGCUCGACCUGUCCGGCCUGCGCGACUACUCGCGCCACGACCAGCCGCUGCCCGACGACUACGACUUCCGAGCGUCGCAGCUGGAGAAGUUUCUAGACGAGUACAGAAAUCUGAGGGAGCAAUUGUCGAAGAUGAAAGAGACCCGGGAGAACCUGCAGCGGAACCGGGCGGCGGAGCACGACGAGCUGCGGUCGAUCCUGAAGGGGCGGCCGAGUGUGGCGGUCACGGAGACGUCCUCGCUGGCCGCGCUGGCCGACGCCGCCUCGCCGCUGUCGCUGGGCGCCGAGCCCAGACCCGAGUGGAUCUCCACGCUCAUGUACCGGAACUAAAAAACCACUUGUAAAUAUUUUCAAGUAAUAUUAUACUAGGUACUUAAACUGUAAGGAAAUUGUUGGGAUGCAAAGUUGUCUCAUGGAGAUGACUCAGAAAAACAGUGUUCUUAAAUGUUGAAAUAAAUACAAUUUGUCAGACUUAAAA